Messenger RNA from Rhipicephalus microplus (southern cattle tick), 1497 nucleotides. RefSeq lists its product as uncharacterized. NCBI's taxonomy places the organism in Eukaryota, Metazoa, Arthropoda, Arachnida, Ixodida, Ixodidae. The record is from RefSeq and is a predicted model, not a curated record.
CGUAACAACCGCUGCAUCCGUGUCUACAUCCUUCCUCCGUGCGCUGCACCAACAAAACACGCGACGGUUGUCCAGUUGUGUGUGCUGGUUGUGAAAGCGGCGGUCCAAUUAUUCCGUUGUCAAUAUAUCGGUAUAUUCUGCAACACCUGGAACGCUAGGUUAGCCUCGUGAUAGACGCGGUCUUUGAAGUGACGAUUGUCACGCGAUAUUCGCAGAAACAGCAGGCAAGGUUCUGACAGGUGUGGUCUGGCUAUGCCAAGUUUCGUUUCCCUGGUAUAAUACGCCGCGCCACCGUUGCAAUACUACAUCGGCGCGACAGUGUUAUAUCUGCAGAUCAGACCAGUACAAGGCGCUCCUAUUGCAACUGCAGGACUCUAGAAAGGGUUGUGAGCUGCAUCUGGACCCUUGCUCGGCUACAAUGAGUUGGUCAGAAGGGGCAUGCAGCUAUUUGCAGGCACUGAAAGGCACAAGGCACGGUUCACUUGGUGAUGACACUGAUGAAACAAGCCCUCAUGCGUUGGCGAUAGAGCCCAGGUGUGACACGUCUACUUGUGAAAGCAGGCAAGUGGAGCAGCAUCUACCUGUGCUAGACUUUCCGCACCAGCGUUCAUGGUCUGAGACAGGUUCAGCAUCGCCUGGCUCUGAAACCUACUCUCAAAAUGUUGAGACAAAAUUUGCAAGCAGCCCCUGCAUAGCAUCCAGACAGGAAGAGAAUGGCGUUCAUCAACAUCGGAAUGCCUGCGAUGCAACAGCGGAAUGGUCACAAAAGCCAUGUAGCUAUUCGGAGGCACUGAAAUGUGAAAGAUACGUUCCACUUCCCGAUGACACUGAUGAGAGUAGUCUGCAUCCCCUGGCAAUUGAGCCGAGACGCGCCACUGGGGGGCCUGAGAUCAGGAAGCAAGCAGUGAGACAUCCACAGACGCCCGACUUUUAUGACCUACAGCAACAACUAGGUGGAGAUGGGACUCAUCGAGGAACUAGUCCGACGUGGUCUUCACCCGAAACAGGCUUAGAAAAGAGCAAGUGUGCUGCACAGAUUGAAAAGAUAGUGAAGAUGGUGAAAAGAAAGUUGCCUGACUGGGAAGAGGAAGAGAUCUGCAGUCGUGUAGUCAAAAUACGCAAGGAGCAGGGUGGCUUCUCGUACAUGACACUCAACGCCAUUGUUGCCCUCGUGCUCAGUCACAUAAGGAACACUGCACACGACUCUGCGGCCAGGCCUACAUCUUAGCAAUCAUCAAGCAACCUGUGCCUUGGCUGCAUCCUGCAUGAAUGACCCUCAAUGAUAAAACAAUCGUUGAAUUCUUUAGUGAACUUGCUUGAGAUGUGUUGUCACUGUGAUAUGUACAUUGUAAUUGUCUACAUUGGUGCCAACAUGCAAUCAUGCAAUACAGGACUAAAAUCUGUUUUUAUGGAGUCAGGAGCAUUGGCUAUAAUGAACUUUUUCUCCCUGAAUAAUGCUGUCUUUAUUUAUUUUUUAUUUUUCAUUUUUUUUUAAUG